AUGGCUUCGCUCAAGAGUAUUUACAAACCAAAUCCAGCUCUUGGAAAUGCUCUAAAUACCAAUUUUGAAGUUGACUUCGUGAUCGACUAUCGUUUUGCUACUACCAACAAAGUCCAAGCCGAAGCACAAUUCGUCAAGCUUGUCGAAGCUCUCAACGAUGUUGGAUUGAUGACUGAAGUACGAAAUGGAGAUAACUGUGCACUUCUAAUAUUCGUCAAAACUGCUUCGGACAGACAUCUUAGAUCCGAAGUAUAUCGCUCGCGAGUACAGGAUUGGUUAUAUGGAGUUCGAACCGCUGCACCGGAAAAGGAUAUGCAACAGGCUUUGAGUACAGAACCAAUGACCGAGGCCGAAAGAUUACGAUUGGUAUAUUUGUUGAUCACAAAGCCAAAAAAUGAAGGCGGUGCGGGCAUUACACCUAAGAAAGGAGAAUGGAAGGGGGUCGAGUCGAUAUUUCCCCUCCAUGAUCAUGCAUUCAAUACGGCUUGGAUCAAAGAAAUUACCUCAAAAUAUCUCCUCACCACCAAGGAUCUGGAGGAUAUCAAAGACAGAUUUGGGGAAAGGAUUGGGUUCUAUUUCGCCUUUCUACAAUCCUAUUUUAUGUUCUUAAUAUUUCCGGCGGUGUUCGGAUUCUGCGCUUGGGUUCUUUUCGGUCAAUACUCUCCAGUAUAUGCCAUAGUCAAUGGCUUGUGGGGUAUUGUCUACACGGAAUAUUGGAAAAAGCAAGAGACAGAUCUUGCUGUACAAUGGGGUGUUCGAGGAGUAUCAAAGAUUCAGCACCAAAGACCAGACUUCAAGCACGAAAGAGAGAUCAAGGAUCCAGUUACUGGAGAACAGAUUAGGUUUUACUCGCCAGUGAAAAGGUUGAGUCGUCAGUUACUGCAAGUACCUUUUGCACUCUGUGCUACUGUCAUACUUGGAAGUUUGAUUGCAACUUGCUUUGCUAUCGAAAUUUUCAUUUCUGAAGUCUACAAUGGACCAUUCAAGACAUAUUUGAUAUUCUUACCAACUGUCAUUCUUACAGUUUUCAUGCCCACAUUAUCUGUUCUUUUGACAGGAUUUGCCUCGAAAUUGACGGAUCUUGAGAACUAUGAGACUAUUGACUCACAUGACGCUGCAAUGGUCCAAAAGAUUUUCGUCCUCAAUUUUAUAACAUCUUACAUGCCAAUCUUCCUCACCGCAUUCGUCUACGUCCCGUUUGCCCAAGUUAUCGUCCCUCAUCUCGAUAUCUUCCAAAUGGCCGUAAGACCAUUCGCCGAAAAUGAUGAACAAAUGACAGCACCGAAAGCUGGAUUCCAAAUUAACCCUGAUAGAUUAAAGAAACAGGUUAUAUACUUUACCGUCACGGCGCAGAUCGUCAAUUUUGCUCUUGAGGUCAUCGUUCCAUACGUCAAGAGAAGGGCCUUCCGAAAGUACAAAGAAGUCCAAGCAGAUCGUGCCGCCAAACGUGGAGGUUCCUUCACACCAGAUAGUGACCACCCAGAAGAAAGCGCAUUCUUGACUCGUGUGAGAAAUGAAGCCGAACUAGGAAUCUAUGAUGUCACAUCUGACUUUAGAGAAAUGGUGAUACAAUUUGGUUACCUAUCUUUAUUCUCAGUAGUCUGGCCUCUGACUGCUCUCUCGUUCCUUAUAAACAAUUGGAUUGAACUCCGAGGCGACGCUCUCAAGAUCGCAAUCGAAACUCAGCGUCCUGUUCCAUGGCGUGCGGAUUCCAUCGGUCCUUGGCUCGAUGCUCUCGGUUUCUUGUCUUGGCUUGGUAGUCUUAGUACUGCAGCUCUCGUCUAUCUUUUCUCAGGCGAUGGAUUUGGUCCAGAUGGUACACCGAAUAAGAUCACAGGAUGGGGUUUACUACUCACAAUGUUCUUCUCAGAACAUAUCUAUCUAGCACUUCGCCGAGGUAUCAGAUUGGCAUUAAGUAAGGUUGAUAGCCCUGGUUUACAAAGAGAAAGAAAAGAGAGAUUUGCGGUUAGGAAGUAUGUUGUUCCUGCUAUGUUUGCGUCGUUUGUGCCCCUUUUUUUACAAUAUUUGCAAGCAACGAUAUCACAAGAGGCGGCGGAGGAAGCUGCACAGGGGGGUAUUGGUCAGGGAGAAAAGAUCAGUAGGAAUACAUUGGAGGAUGAGGCGAGGGAAUCGUCUUUGAGGGGUCAUGGGACGGCUGAGGAGAGAUUCUGGGCGAGACAAAGAGGUCAAGGGGAAACUAUCGCAAUUGGAAGGAGCUUUAUUAAUAAGGCGGCACCGACACCGGUGGAAUCAAAGAAAGAACUUUAG
Sclerotinia borealis F-4128 is the source of this 2268-nucleotide messenger RNA. The record is from the annotation of a GenBank genome assembly. Lineage: Eukaryota; Fungi; Ascomycota; Leotiomycetes; Helotiales; Sclerotiniaceae.